Molecule: messenger RNA, 1914 nt
Organism: Lachancea dasiensis
Lineage: Eukaryota; Fungi; Ascomycota; Saccharomycetes; Saccharomycetales; Saccharomycetaceae
Source: the annotation of a GenBank genome assembly
AUGAGCCAAACUAAAAUUCCAGGGAUCUCAGCUCAUAAAAGGCCAUUAGCGACGGCUGAAAGGUCGAGAAUCCCUGCCAAAAGGUCACACGUUUUGGAAGACGUUACCAACACCACUGCGUUUCCAGCAUAUCGCAGACACAACAAGCCAAAGGCAACUUCAAUGUCGUCGACGGAGGUUGCAGAUCCGAACACUCGGCUCAUGAAUCGUUAUUACUAUGGCGAUCCGGGAGUCAUAGAAGAGGUCAAAAAGCGGGAACGGAAGAUAGCACGCGACAUUCAGCAUUUUCGCAAAUCCAUAGCUGAAAUUGAAACAGAGACAAAGCUGAUUCGAGAGAGAAGCCUGCCCGACUUAAAUUACGAGAUUUCUAAGAAAAGGGUUCUGUGUGGCGAGCUGCGCAAAGAUCUCAUUCAACUAACUGCGGAUUUGGACGAGAAGACCAAUGAAUCUCACAACGUGCAAUCGAACUGGGAACUUGAAGUCCAGCAUCUUCGAUUAGAGCAGCAGAUUGCCGUCCAAGAGACUCAAAAUAAGCUGAAUAAAGAGCUGGGAGAAGUCAAGGCACAGUGGGAGACCAAACUGCGAGAAAUGGAAAACUAUAGGCCCAGCUUUGAAGACCUUCAGGAGCUCGAAGGGUUGAAAGUGGAAAAGCAACAACAUGAAAAAGAACUCAGGGCUUUGACCAUAAAGAAUGAGGAAGCAUGCCGCUUGAGAAAUCAAGAGCUGGAUGAGAAGCUGGAACAUAUUUUGUUCAGCAAAAAAGAGCCAUUAGAGGACUUGAAAUGUAAAAAUGACGUUGUUCGCCGUGAGAAGUCAAAUGUUGAAAGCCAGACGGAGGCCGUCAAAUUGAAAAUUGCCCAGCAUAACGAACGGGGUGCUGAAUUAGCGAGGCAAAUUUCACACAUUCACCAGCUUGUUAACGAAUGCAUUACGAGCUCAUCUCCCUUGAAAGAUGCGAAAAUCAAAGCGGAUGCAGAUUAUCUAGAAACAAAAUCAAUUACCGACGCUAUUCAGAUGGAAGCCCUCAAAGUCGAAGCCAAAUACAACGCCGAGUUCAAUAAAAUGGAAAAGGAGCAGGUAAGGAGAAGAACUAUGGAAAAUGCCAUCGACGAAUUGAAGGGUAAAAUACGUUGUUUUGCAUACGUCGGCGACACUGCACCAAACAGCCUCGAAGUUGAUUUUUCACAAAAGAGUAUUUCACUUAAAGAUUCAGAACCAUGCUUCUUCAACAGAAUUUUACCUUGUAAGCUAAUAUCGGAAGAAGACUUGGUGAAGCAAGAAUGCCAAGCCUUCUUUGACAUGUGCCUAGAGAAACGCCUGAACUUCAACAUAAUCUCACUCCCUACUCCAAAGCAAUCUUUCAUAAGGGACAGCGCCCUUACCUACCUCCUGAAGAGCGGCAGGUAUCAAUUGAAAACUCAAUAUGUUGCGCUUUCCGAGGCAGCGGUAUCAUCAGACUUAUUUCAGAAGGGAGAAAGCGAGCCCGACACAGAAAUUCAGCUCACCAUCAAGACUGACGCUAUUGAAAUGAAUUCAGCUACAGUCGAAAUGAAGACUGCGGAAGACAUUAAAGCCGAUUUUAAGGGCCUUCAAACUCAAGUGGGUUGCGACAAAAUUGGAAUUGUGAAAGCCGAGGUCUGGGAUGAUAACGAAAAGUGUUGCGACAGCUAUUAUCUUGAGAUUAACGACAUGGAAACAAUUCAAAGGAUGAGUAACCUCUUUUGCACUGACCACGGCACAGGCACACCAAUUAGCAUAAUUUUACAAACCCUUAUGUCGAAGACUAAGUCGCUCGUCCUCUUCAACCUAAUCGAUGAUUGCGCCUCGACUACAGGAACAAUAUUAAAUGCGGCUAGACGCAUCAGCCAGAUUGACGCCCCGCGAACAUAUGUUGCAAGUGAAAAGUCCCGAUAG